CGUCAGCCGCGGGCGCCUGCGAGCUGCCCGAGCUCCCAGCACCACCACACCCCAAGCCUCCUCCACCCGCAUCACGACAACCAGACGACUCCAGACAACCUCACGUCGCCUCCCCCGAGUCCCUGCCUGCCGCUUGCCCUUCAGGCUUCAAUUCCACGUCUGUCCCAUCGCCAUCCUUGGUGCGGAGCCGUCGACGACCGCCUCUCGCCAGCCUUCUGAGGCCCUCGAUACGACCGCAUAGCCAUCAUGUCGUCACCGUUCGAUAUCAAUGGCGGCGCCUGUGUGGCCAUGGUCGGAAAAGACUGCGUGGCCAUCGCAUGUGACCUGCGCCUUGGUCUGCAGGCUCUGACAGUCUCCAACAACUUCCCAAAGAUCUUCCAGUACGGCGACGUCUUCCUAGGCCUGACGGGUCUCGCGACGGACGUCACUACCGUCUCAGACCUCUUCCGCUACAAGGUCAACAUGUACCGCCUGCGCGAGGAGCGCAACAUUGCCCCAACCACAUUCGCCAAUCUUGUCUCCUCUUCGCUGUACGAGCGCCGGUUCGGCCCCUACUUUGUCAGCCCCGUCGUCGCCGGUCUCGAGCCCAAGUCGGGCAAGCCCUUCAUCUGCGGCUUCGACUCCAUCGGCUGUAUCGACUUUGCAAAGGACUUCAUCGUCAGCGGAACAGCGAGCGAGCAGCUCUUCGGCAUGUGCGAGAGUUUGUGGGAGCCCGAUUUGGAACCUGAGGAUCUCUUUGAGACCAUCUCACAAGCGCUGCUCAACGCCGUCGACAGAGACGCGUUGUCCGGCUGGGGUGCCCACGUAUACAUCAUUGAGAAGGACAAGGUGACCAAGAGGUUACUCAAGGGACGGCAAGAUUAGGCAUUCACAAGAUGGCGAAAUAAACUUGAGCCACAGCAAAGAAGAGAAAGACACCCAACAUAGAUCUUUGUUCUUCCAGACAAAUCUGACAAAGUCACCUGCUUUGCUGACGUGAAGAUGAGAUGCAAAACAGCGGGUCCUGUGAGACAAGCCUAGAGGACAAGUCUGGAAGCGAACAGGCGGAGUGACGUCUCAUCGUAGUGACUAUGCUAAUCCAGUGAGCUCGUAUUUUCUGUCCUUCUGAUUGUUCCGCGACAUGACUCUGCCCAGAGGCCUGUGCCCUUCCAGGCAUGUAGUGUCGGGCAGCUCAUCUUUUGUACUCUUGAUGUUCCAUUCCCUACGCUUAACUGCUGUGGCUCAUCCGCCUUUUCGUGUGCA
Messenger RNA from Microdochium trichocladiopsis, 1242 nucleotides. RefSeq names its product proteasome A-type and B-type. Gene Ontology annotation, biological process: proteasome-mediated ubiquitin-dependent protein catabolic process. NCBI's taxonomy places the organism in Eukaryota, Fungi, Ascomycota, Sordariomycetes, Xylariales, Microdochiaceae. Gene Ontology annotation, cellular component: proteasome core complex, beta-subunit complex; proteasome core complex. Bases 247 to 864 code for a protein of 205 amino acids. The transcript is spliced from 4 exons. The record is from RefSeq and is a predicted model, not a curated record.